GUCGCGAAGCGAACGGAUGCCCCGCCAUGGCUGUGAGGCGCAUCGUUUCUGCGUUGCGCCGCGGCACGUCCCGCAUCGCCCCGCUGUCCACCGCGCCGGCGGCUCGCGAGCAGACUGCCGCAGGCCGGGAGGCUGCGCCAGGAUGCGGGACUGCCGAGGCCGCACGGCCGCCGGUGCCUGUCGUGGACUUCGGCAACACUCAAGAAGCGUACCGCAGCCGGCGCAGCUGGGAGCUGGUGCGCAGCUUGCUGGUGCUGCGCCUGUGCGCCUCGUCCGCGCUGCUGGCGCACCACGAGCAGCUGCUCCAUCUUGCCAGGAGACUUCUGGGGCAAAGGCUGUUCGAAAAGCUGAUGAAGAUGACCUUCUAUGGGCAGUUCGUGGCCGGCGAGGACCAGGAGUCCAUCCGCCCCCUGAUCCGGCACAACAGGGCAUUCGGAGUGGGCUCCAUCCUGGACUAUGGGGUGGAGGAGGAUCUGAGCCCUGAGGAGGCUGAGCGCAAGGAGAUGGAGUCCUGUACGUCAGCUGUAGAGAGGGAGGGCAGUGGUACAAGUAAGAGAGAGAAGCAGUACCAGGCCCACCCGGCCUUUGGAGACCGCAGGGACGGAGUCAUCAGUGCCCGAACCUACUUCUAUGCCAACGAAGCCAAGUGUGACAGCCACAUGGAGACGUUCUUGGCCUGCAUUGAGGCUGCAGGCCAAGCCAGUGAGGACGGCUUCUCAGCCAUCAAGCUUACUGCACUGGGGAGACCUCAGUUUCUGCUGCAGUUCUCAGAUGUGCUGACCAAGUGGAGACGAUUCUUUCACCAAAUGGCUGCAGAACAGGGGAAGGCUGGUGUAGCUGCCGUGGAUACGAAGUUGGAGGUGGCUGCAUUACAGGAAAGCGUGGCCAAGAUGGGCAUUGCAUCCAGGACGGAGAUUAAGAACUGGUUCACUGCAGAGACCCUGGGCGUGUCUGGCACCGUGGACCUGUUGGACUGGAGCAGCCUCAUUGACAGCAGGACCGAGCUCUCCAAGCACCUGGUGGUCCCGAAUAUGCAGACAGGACAGCUGGAGCCACUGCUGUCACGAUUCACCAUGGAGGAGGAGCAGCAGAUGACGAGGAUGCUGCAAAGGAUGGACGUCCUGGCCAAGAGAGCCACCGAGAUGGGCGUGCGGCUGAUGGUGGACGCCGAGCAGACCUACUUCCAGCCGGCCAUCAGCCGCCUGACAAUGGCAAUGCAGCGCAAGUUCAAUGUGGGGAAGCCACUCAUCUUCAACACGUACCAGUGCUACCUCAAGGAUGCCUAUGACAACAUCACCCUGGAUGUGGAGCUGGCUCGCCGCGAGGGCUGGUGUUUUGGGGCCAAGCUGGUGCGGGGGGCAUAUAUGGCCCAGGAGCGGAGCCGCGCUGCAGAGAUUGGCUAUGAGGACCCCAUCCACCCUACGUACGAGGCCACCAAUGCCAUGUACCACAGGUGCCUCAACUAUAUCCUGGAGGAGCUGAAGCACAACACCAGGGCCAAAGUGAUGGUGGCCUCCCACAAUGAGGACACAGUCCACUUCACGCUGCGCAGGAUGGAGGAGCUGGGCUUGUACCCUGCGGAUCGCCAGGUGUACUUCGGACAGCUCUUGGGCAUGUGCGACCAGAUCAGCUUCCCAUUGGGCCAGGCGGGCUUUCCUGUGUACAAAUACGUGCCCUAUGGCCCUGUGAUGGAGGUGCUACCCUACCUGUCCCGCCGUGCCAUGGAGAACAGCGGUGUUAUGAAGGGCGCCCGGCGGGAGCGACAGCUGCUGUGGCAGGAGCUCAAGCGGAGGGUCUGCACAGGCAGCCUCUUCCACCGUCCAGCCUAGAGUUCAUGGGCAACCAUCGUCAUCUACCUUCACACUUGGCCUCCAGCCCUGGCCUGGGAGGGGCUCUGGGCGGCCCCAGGCCAUUGCCACUGCUAUAGCCCAACCCCAACCUCACAUGGACUCACUUUUCAUGCCUUGACUGAGACCUGCUGGAAGUGGGGCCUCAGGGCUCCUCUGGCCCCAGCUCUGGAUGUGGGUGCUCAAGCUGUGUCUGAUGCCUGCUAGAGCCACCGUGAACUGCUAGGAACUGCCUUUCACCAAGUGGGCACGACCAUCUCUGCCUGCCCCCAUGACGUUGGACCUGAAGUACCACCUUCUGCCAGGGUUCAUCCAACCCACGUUCCCCUGAGCCCCACAGGCGGGCAGUCGCCAGGCUGGGAAAGCCAGCCUGGUCAAUAAACCACUACUGUAGCCCUUAA
Mustela lutreola (European mink) is the source of this 2248-nucleotide messenger RNA. RefSeq names its product proline dehydrogenase 1 (gene PRODH). Gene Ontology annotation, cellular component: mitochondrion. Gene Ontology annotation, molecular function: proline dehydrogenase activity; FAD binding. The coding region runs from base 27 to 1829 and encodes 600 amino acids. The transcript is spliced from 14 exons. The record is from RefSeq and is a predicted model, not a curated record. Lineage: Eukaryota; Metazoa; Chordata; Mammalia; Carnivora; Mustelidae.